This is a messenger RNA of Dendrobium catenatum, 2587 nucleotides long. RefSeq names its product cytokinin dehydrogenase 3. Bases 785 to 2404 code for a protein of 539 amino acids. Gene Ontology annotation, molecular function: cytokinin dehydrogenase activity; FAD binding. Gene Ontology annotation, biological process: cytokinin metabolic process. Lineage: Eukaryota; Viridiplantae; Streptophyta; Magnoliopsida; Asparagales; Orchidaceae. The transcript has 5 exons. The record is from RefSeq and is a predicted model, not a curated record.
AGAGCUCCUAGAGCGGGUCAGAGGUCCAGGAUGGCAUGUCAGCUUCCAUGGCUAUAUGGAUGAGAACAAGGAAAUAACGAGUCACAGGAAGAUCUUUUCUUUCUUUAGUGAUAGACCUAGUCAGGGAACAGAGAGAGAGAGGUGGAGGCAUGUGAAGGGCUCUGGGGCUGUGUAGAAAGCAGGGCCCCAUGAGAUUCGAUACCAGGACCUGAAAUCAUCCCAAUACCCCACUGCGCAGACCCAUCUAUAGGUAAAAACAACUCCUUAAGAGAAGCAGUGCGAUCUAUUUUUUUUGGGGGAAAGCAGCGCAAUCUAUCCUUUUGAUCUUUGUAUUGACAGCAGAGUUCUGUGCUUGUCCUGUCUCUCUCUGCAUCUUUACCUUUUUACUCUGAACUUUAGCUGAGAAGGGUUUAUAUUUCGCUUUUGAAGAAGAUAUAGCUUAUUAAAAGCAUAUCUUGAGAUGUUUUGGUAUGUAAGGCAGUUAGUCUUAUACUGAAACCAUCUCCUUCCUCGCUUCUUUUUUGAGACCUUUGGACCUUCCUCUCAUCGUCUCCUUGUCUUUGCUUCUUCUUUUCUGUCGUAAUUAGUCUGUUACCUUUCUCUCCAUCAUUACCUAUUUUAGACAAGAAAACAAAGCUAAAUUCCCUUCGUUGAAUUUGUGUUUUCGUUCUUUCUACAAUGUUGCUCUUGUCACACAUGGCCUUAACGUAAGUGGAGAAAACUACAAUAUCUUUGGUUUUUCAGCUUACUUAUCUGGCUUCCAAAGCUUUUGCUUAUAUCUCGAAUGGAAUUUGCUUUCUUUUACACCAGAUUUAAUGCUCUGCUAAUCUUUCUCACCCUCUUUUACCCCUGCAAGUUCAUACGGAUUCCCAUUGAAACCGUCUCCCUGAACUAUAUAAAAGCAACAAGCAUGGAUUUUGGAGGCUCUUCAAAUUUCCAUGAAAGCACAAGCACUGCUUCAGUAGAUUUUGGGGGGUUCAUCUUCAACAUUCCUUCUGCUGUUUUCAAGCCAAAGUCAUCAAGAGACAUUGCAGUCCUCUUGAGCUUCCUGUCAGCUUCUUCUUCUGCCAAGGUCUCAGUUGCAGCCAGAGGAGCUGGUCACUCCAUCCAUGGUCAAGCUCAGGCACCUGAUGGCAUUGUCAUUGAGAUGGACACUCUUCCUUCGUUAAUAGAAAUUCACAAACUUAUGGAUGGAGAAGAAGGAUUCCCUUAUGCUGACGUGAGUGGUGGGGCUUUAUGGAUUGAGCUUUUAGAGGAGAGCUUAAAGCUUGGUUUGGCUCCAAGGUCAUGGACUGAUUAUCUCUAUCUCAGCAUUGGGGGGACUCUCUCAAACGCUGGAAUCAGUGGCCAAACCUUCAAAUAUGGCCCUCAGAUCACCAAUGUCCUCCAGCUUGAGGUGGUGACCGGAAAGGGAGAGAUUGUAACAUGCUCACCUACUCAAAGUGCAGAACUUUUUUAUGCGGUUCUCGGUGGAUUGGGACAGUUUGGAAUCAUAACAAGAGCAAGGAUUUUGCUCCAAGAUGCUCCGCAGCAGGUAAAAUGGGUUAGAUUAUUCUACGAUGAUUUCCAAACGUUCAUAAAGGACCAAGAGCUUCUGAUCUUAAUGCCAGAUAAGGUGGACUAUGUUGAAGGUUUUAUUGUUCUUAAUGAGAACUCUCUUCACAGCUCCUCCAUGGCCUUCCCAAAUCAACUAGAAUUCAUCUCUGAACUCCGAAAGGACAGUUCCAAAGUUUACUACUGCAUUGAGUUUGCAGUACAUAGCCACAAGAAUGAAGAAAUCAAAAUAGAACAAGUGGUUGAUGAAAUAACUGCUAAAUUGAGAUAUCUUCCUUCAUUCAUCUAUAGUGCUGAAGUUUCCUAUUAUGAUUUUCUCAAUAGAGUGAGGAUGGAGGAAAUGAUCCUUAGAGAGAAAGAACAAUGGCAAGUGCCUCAUCCUUGGCUUAAUAUGUUUGUUCCGAAGUAUGGGAUUGCAGAGUUCAAGGACUUGCUGUUUGAGACUAUCUCCCGUCAUGAUUUUGAGGGCCCAAUCCUUCUCUAUCCACUGCUAAAAGACAAGUGGGAUAUGAACACAUCUGUGGUGUUGCCGGAGGCCUCAUCGGCGACAGAGGUAGACGACGAGAGGGUGAUCUACGUGGUGGGUUUGCUUCAGUCAGCUAAUCCUAGUCGGUGCACGAAGACCUGUCUUACUGAUCUUCUCGAGCGACAUAGACACGUGGCAAAAAUGGCCGCUAGUGAUCGAAUAGGAGCAAAGCAGUAUCUGGGCCACCAGCCGUCUCUGGACCAAUGGCGAAAGCACUUCGGCAGUAAGUGGGAUCGGUUUGCCGAUAGGAAGUCCAGGUUUGACCCUUUGGCUCUACUGGCACCCGGACAAGGAAUAUUUCUCAGACCAUCCGCUUCUACGUAAUAGCGAUAUGGCACUGGAAAUUAUUUCGCUUAUCAUUUGUUACACAAGAUGAUAAGGAUAUAGAGAAAAUUUUAUGUUUUGUGUAUUGAAGAGAAUGGUCUGUGAUAUUGUUAUCUUCUACAAGAAAUAUCUAUUUGUUUUUUCAAGGAGAGUUAAUAAUGUUAGAAAUUUGAUUAUUUACAA